AUGUUGAAGCGUCGAUGCCCACUUAACCAUGUAAAUCCCGAUAGGCGAAAAAGACUGUUCUGCAGACCUCACAGUUGAGUGGCGAAGUGGAUGCCUCAAAAUGGGAACAUAGCCAAAGUGAUCUUAAAAUCUUUUCCUCAAAAACUUUGUCCCAGUCUGGAGACUUUUUAGAAUAGACACAUUACCCACAAAGCAUUUGAACAUUCUUCUAUAGAUGGUGGUGAGGGGAUGUCAAAAGUUCAGUAGGUCGCUAAAGAGACCUUUUGGACCUGCUUGGUGAUAUGGGGCUACUCAUUAAUGUCUUCAAACAUACACGUAAGACGCCAGCGGUACGAACAGGUAUUUGUCAGUCCUGGUGUCACAAACUCCACGCAGUUGGCUGCUCGGUGGAUCAGCCAUGCUUAGCUUACCCCUUCCCCAGCUUGUAGUUUGGUUCGCGGUUGUGGCGGGGAUGUCCGCCACAGACCACGGCCCUAUCUUCCACACGCAGUACGGAGACGUGCGGGGCGUGUACAUAGAAGAAGGCGCCGUCGUCUUCGGCCUGCCCUUCGGACAACCUCCAGUUGGCGAGCUCCGCUGGAAACCUCCCAAACCGUUCACGGGAUCGUGGGCACCGCACAUCCGCGACGGCAGCGUCCCGGGCCCGGCAUGUGUACGGGGCGGCUGCGGGCCAGACGAUGAUGACCCCCAAUUCGUAUGUCCUAGGGACGGGAAAAUCAGCGAGGACUGUUUGUACCUCAACAUCUUUGCUCCACGCACUGUCCUGACAAAUUCUACCACUAAGCUACCCGUUAUGGUCUGGUUCCAUGGAGGUGGCUAUGAGACAGGUACCGGCUCUGCCAUCAUUUACGACGGACGCUUUCUGGCCAAUAAAACAAACACCGUUGUUGUGACAACCAACUACAGACUCGGGGCUCUGGGUUUCCUGGUGGCCGGCGAGGGGGAAGACGCCGCGACAGGGAACUAUGGGACACUGGAUCAGAUCCUGGCUUUAAAGUGGGUACAGGAAAACAUCGGCAACUUCGGAGGAGACAAAAAGCAUGUCACAAUUUUCGGACAGAGUGCCGGGUCCGAUUCAGUCGGUAUUCUGAUGACGUACAACGGGUCUGCGGACUUGUUCGAAAAGGGCAUCAUGUUGAGCGUACCUUUCACCAUCUAUCACAAGUCUCGCGCCGACGCCAUUCGACUCGGAAACCACUUCGCCAAACAGCUGAACUGCUCGCACGGCGACAUCAAGUGUAUCCGUUCCAAAACCACAGCCGAACUUUUAGAUGCACAGGGUAAGUCAGGCAGCUUCAUCGCCAACCCGUUUCGUCUCUUUGAGUUGUUUGUGCAGUGGGGACCCCACUUUGACGGCGAUAUUCUAACCGAAGAACUUGUGGAGAAGUUUGCAAAAGGACAGUUUCAAAAAAAGCCGUUUAUCAUAGGCACAGUAAGCGAAGAAGCUAUCUUAUUCAUACUUGGCGCGUUCAAAGGCAAGAUGACAAAACUUGAACUGGACGGCGUUGCUGUAGCCUUUAUGCGUUUAAAGGCAGGCCAGGCCCUUCGUGAAUAUGACCCGCCACCAUCUUCAGACUAUCGGCCUGUUCUCUCCCAGGCCGUGACGGACUGGGUCUGGGUCUGUCCGACCCGCAACGUCACACGCAGCGCCAUCGCCGGUGGAGAACCCGACGUCUGGCUCUACGUCUUCGACCACGUUUGGUCCUUCAAACAUGCCUGGGACGACCAACCAUACUGCAACGGCUACGUCUGCCACGGGGAGGACAUUCCAAUCGUCUUUCAAACCGCGCCGCUGGCGAACCUCAGCAUGACCCCUGACGAGCAGGUCCUGGCUGACACCAUCGCGUACCACUACGGGAACUUCGCACACACAGGGGACCCAAACAAGCCAAACCACCAUCCCCCCCGUCCCUACCUCAACAUACCAGAUAACCUGAACUGGUCAAAGUACAGCAAGGACAACGGAUAUCCUAUCCUGAACAUAACGACUCCGCAGAACAGCCUGAUGCACGAUUAUCGGAAGGAAAAAUGCGACUUUUGGGACAGAGAGGACAUUUACACCUGAGGAAAUUUGGUGUUGUUUCUAGUACACCAUGUUUAGUUUCUACUUCUUUGAAACGUGGUGUUUACACUGUACGUGCAGCGAAAUA
Molecule: messenger RNA, 2150 nt
Organism: Branchiostoma floridae (Florida lancelet)
Lineage: Eukaryota; Metazoa; Chordata; Leptocardii; Amphioxiformes; Branchiostomatidae
Product: crystal protein-like
Exons: 1
Coding region: 398-2065 (555 amino acids)
Molecular function (GO): cholinesterase activity
Source: RefSeq, a predicted model, not a curated record